ACUCAAUAUCUUGGACCAAACAAUGGGAAAAUUCAAAUCACCAAUGAAGAUAGAGCAUGUUACUUGGUGGAGAGAAAAAAAGGGCAAUAUUUUUAAAGUAAUUGACUGAGAAAUUAAUGUGAUCAGUUGAGUUUAACGCUAAUGGGAAACCACGCAGGCCUCGUUUAUUAUCACACCAAACUUUAAACCGGUGAGCACACCUUACUACCGACCACAUGUCCAAAAACAAAUAAUACACCAAGACUGUAGUACACGAUAAAAAAUAAAGACAAGUCGACAUGUGUAUUUCAGUAGAAGUUUUAGAGUAAGUUCAGUGCUGCCGGUUAGUCUCCGCCCCUCCUCAGUGUACUUCACCAAAAACUUGCAUGAAUCGACUCGACUGUGUGAGAAUUUUGGCUGCAUAUCUCCCACAGUUGAACAUUUACCAAGAUCUUUUGAGGAUUGGCUUUUAAGAGCUUGGCUCUCUGUUGAAAAGAGAAUGUCGAAAAGUGAACCAGAAGAGAUGAUAGAGAUCGAGAUCGAUGAACGGGAGAAACAGGGGUGCCUUGAGGAAGGCGUUGAGGAGCACACCAUCACCGCAUCAGAUUUGAUCCAGCAAGACAUCGACAUCAACGAGCCAAUCGGCAAUCUGAAGAAGCUUUUGGAGCCCCGUAUCCAGAUGUCACUGGAUGCAUAUGAGAUCUGUUUGCAGGAUAUUCAGUUGCACCCUGAUCACAGCCUCUUCGAUCAGGGAGUAAAGACAGAUGGCACAGUGCAGCUCAGCAUGCAGAUUAUAACCAAACCAGGUGAGGAGAAGUUGAACAUAUUGGAAAUUGUGAAGCCGGUGGAGACGGUAGAGGUGGUGAUCGAUCCAGAUGCAGCCGGGGAGGAAGCGACUCUGGUGGAGGAGGGACAACUCAUCGCUGUGGAGAGAUCCGCCCUGUCUGAUGAGACUUCAGAGCAGGUUACACGCUGGGCCGCAGCACUUGAAGGCUACCGCAAAGAGCAGGUCCGCCUCGGCAUACCAUACGACCCCAUUCUCUGGACCGCUGACCAGGUGAUCCACUGGGCUGUGUGGGUAAUGAAGGAAUUUAACAUUGAUGAGAUGGAAAUUGGCAGCAUUCACAUCCCAGGGCGAGACCUCUGCUCUUUCAGCCAGGACGAGUUCCUUCAGAAAGUGCCUAAUGGAGAAAUACUCUGGAGUCACCUGGAGCUUCUACGCAAAUAUGUGUUGGCAAGCCAGGACCAGUCAGGAGGGGAUGCCACUGUCACCAUUGAUCAACCUGUGCAGAUAAUCCCGGCUCAGGUCAGCACACCCACUGCCAUAAAGGUAUUGAAGCAGAAUCGCGGCCCCAGAACGCCCCGUAUUUCAGGAGAAGAGCGCAGCUCACCUGGCAACCGCACAGGCAACAAUGGGCAGAUCCAGUUAUGGCAGUUCCUGCUGGAGCUGCUGACAGACAAAGAUGCAAGAGACUGCAUCUCCUGGGUGGGCGAGGAGGGGGAGUUCAAACUCAACCAGCCUGAGCUUGUGGCACAAAAAUGGGGCCAACGCAAGAACAAGCCAACAAUGAACUAUGAGAAACUCAGCAGAGCUCUCAGGUAUUACUACGAUGGAGACAUGAUAAGCAAGGUGCAGGGCAAGCGGUUUGUCUACAAAUUUGUGUGCGACCUGAGAACUCUGAUUGGCUACAGUGCUGCUGAGCUCAACAACCUGGUGACUGAAUGUGAACAGAAGAAACUGGCUCGCAUGCAGAUGCACGGCAUCGCUCAGCCCAUCACAACAGUGACCCUGGCCACCACUACACUUGACAAGGACAGUUGAAGGAGGCUGCAUCCAAGCGCUCAUCAAUUUACUCUCCACCAAUGAUUGGAAAUCAAACCAACUUUCUUCUGUUUGACUCAACUUUGUUCAUUAGGCACAGAAAUGCGAACGCUGAUCCGCGAUCACUGUGGAUUAACUUUGACGUCUUUACAGAAUCAAGUUUCGAGUUAGACUGAGGCAGGUAAAGUUUUUUUUUUUUUUUUUUUAGCUUUUCUUU
This is a messenger RNA of Scomber scombrus (Atlantic mackerel), 2018 nucleotides long. It is a transcript of the gene gabpa, whose product is annotated as GA binding protein transcription factor subunit alpha. The transcript is spliced from 10 exons. Gene Ontology annotation, biological process: cell differentiation; regulation of transcription by RNA polymerase II. The record is from RefSeq and is a predicted model, not a curated record. Gene Ontology annotation, molecular function: DNA-binding transcription factor activity, RNA polymerase II-specific; sequence-specific DNA binding. The coding region runs from base 479 to 1801 and encodes 440 amino acids. Gene Ontology annotation, cellular component: nucleus. NCBI's taxonomy places the organism in Eukaryota, Metazoa, Chordata, Actinopteri, Scombriformes, Scombridae.